This is a messenger RNA of Ipomoea triloba (trilobed morning glory), 2322 nucleotides long. Its product is annotated as U-box domain-containing protein 33-like. The coding region runs from base 47 to 2149 and encodes 700 amino acids. Gene Ontology annotation, biological process: protein phosphorylation. NCBI's taxonomy places the organism in Eukaryota, Viridiplantae, Streptophyta, Magnoliopsida, Solanales, Convolvulaceae. The record is from RefSeq and is a predicted model, not a curated record. Gene Ontology annotation, molecular function: ATP binding; protein kinase activity. The transcript has 8 exons.
CACUUAUAUUUCAGCUUGACUUUUGAUUGAAUAGUGAAACGUGUUCAUGGCGACGCCGGCGAGAGUUUCCGACGAAACAGUUUGCGUGGCGGUGGGGAAAGAUGUAAAAGAGAGUAAAUACACUAUAGAGUGGGCUUUGCAGAACCCGGUGGGGAGAAGUCUUUGCAUUCUUCACGUUCAUACUCCAGCUCGGAAGAUUCCAAUGCUACUGGGUGGAAACUUUGGGAUUUCUCUGACGAAUGAACUUGGAGCCAGAGCGUAUCAUGAAAAGGAGAGGCAAGACACUCGCAACAUUCUAAACCAGUAUCUCCUCAUGUGUGGCCGAGCAGGGGCUCAGGUGAAAGUGCUUUGUGUUGAGAAGGACAAUAUUGAGAAGGGCAUAGUGGACUUCAUCUCUGAGCAUGGUAUCAAGAAGCUUGUUAUGGGAGCAGCUGCUUGCAAACAUUACUCAAGGGAAAUGACAGAGGUCAAGUCCAAGAAAGCUAUGUACGUGUGUGAACAAGCACCUCCAUUCUGUCACAUUUGGUUUAUAUGCAAAGGGGCUCAUAUCUAUACAAGACCAUGUAUACAAGAACGAGUUAAUGCGGUGGUUGCAUCUCCACCACUUGGCUCGAGCCGAUAUGCUUCAGAAGGGCAGACUAACCAAGCAGAUACCAUUGGAGCUCUUCCAGAACUUGAGAGUGUACAAUCUGUUAACAUCACAAUAAACCUUCCUGGUCCUCGUAGCGCCACGCGAAAAGGACUGAUGAGUUUUCCUAGCAGUUCAAGUAGUGCAGAAGAAAGCACCUAUGAAUGGUAUGAAACACCAACGGGAAGUUUCUCAUUGGGAUCUCAUCAUUCAUCAAAGUCACCUGGACAUAUGGCCAGUGAUUCAUAUUCAGUUUCACUGUGUGACCAUUGCCACAUUUCUCCACCUAGAACUGCAGUGGAAUGUGUGGAGGAGAAGCUAUAUGAUAGACUUGAACAAACUGUCCCAGAAGGAGAAAAUUCUAAGCCAGAGGCUUUUGAAGAACCAAACAAGUUCAGGGCUAAUGCACCAGAAACCAUAAAUGCUGAGGAAAUUCUAGCAAGGAGCAAGGAAGAAAUUGAACAGAUUAGAAGGGAGUUUAACAUGAUGGUACAGAAGUUUGAGCAGAAUAUGGUCUCCAAUGUUGAACUUCUUCUGAAGUACAAGCAAGAGAGAGAUGAUUUGGAGGGGAAGCUUGACACUGCGCUUAGAGCAGCUGAGGGUAUGAGCAAAAAGUUAGACAAGGAAGCCUCAACCUCAAGUUCUUCAUCAUCUUCAGCUAAAUUCUAUGCAGAAUUCUCAUGGUCGGAAAUCAAAGAAGCAACUUCCAACUUCGACUCAAGCUUGAAGAUUGGGAAUGGUGGUUAUGGAAGUGUUUAUAGAGGCAUGCUUUGCCAUACACCAGUGGCAAUAAAGAUCCUUAACCCUGAGAGCAUACAAGGUUCCUCAGAGUUUCAACAAGAGGUCAAUAUACUGAGUAAAGUGAGGCACCCAAACCUGGUCACACUAAUCGGAGCCUGUCCAGAAACCCUAACCCUGGUCUACGAAUAUCUCCCCAAUGGCAGCCUCGACGACCACAUCAACGCCCAAGGCAACACCCCACCACUCCCAUGGCAAACACGAAUCCGCAUCGCAUCUGAGCUCCGCGCAGCCCUCAUAUUCCUACACUCCUGGAACGGCCACGGCCUCGUCCACGGCGAUCUCAAACCCGCGAACGUCUUACUCGGUCCCAACUUCGCGACCAAGCUGAGUGACUUUGGAAUCUGCCGCGUCCUCUCCGAAGAGGAACUUUCAGAUGAUAAGUUCACGCGCCGUUGUAUAACCGAUCCCAAAGGUACCAUAGUGUAUAUGGACCCUGUGUUCUUUGCAACGAGAGAGCUUACUCCCAAGUCUGAUGUGUACUCGUUUGGAAUCAUACUGUUGAGGUUGCUAACUGGGAAGCCUGCACUGGGAAUCAUAAAGUUAGUCCAGUGUGGGUUAUUGGAUAAAGGAAAGUUUAAAGAUCUUUUGGACCCGAGUGCUGGGAAGUGGCCAGUGUUGCAGGCAGAACAGCUAGCUCGCUUGGCAUUAAGAUGCUGUGAGAUGAACCGAAAGGAGAGACCUGAACUUGAUUCACAAGUGUGGAAGGUGCUUGACGGUUGAAAAUUUGUUGUUUGAGUUUGAGAUUUGUGUGUUGUUUUAUGUAUUGUAGUUGUGAAUGUAUAGUGUUUUGUUUGGAUUUGGUUUAGGAGUAUUAUUAGGCUUGGUGUGUUGGUGGUGAUGUUUGUAUUUAAUGAAUUUGUAAAUUAAUAUAUAUGAUGCAGAUAUACAUACUC